This is a messenger RNA of Puma concolor (puma), 776 nucleotides long. RefSeq names its product DNA damage regulated autophagy modulator 1 (gene DRAM1). The record is from RefSeq and is a predicted model, not a curated record. NCBI's taxonomy places the organism in Eukaryota, Metazoa, Chordata, Mammalia, Carnivora, Felidae. Gene Ontology annotation, biological process: regulation of autophagy. Gene Ontology annotation, cellular component: lysosome.
AUGCUGUGCUUCCUGAGGGGAAUGGCCUUCGUGCCCUUUCUUCUGGUGACCUGGUCGUCCGCCGCCUUCAUCAUCUCCUACGUGGUCGCGGUGCUCUCGGGGCACGUCAACCCCUUCCUACCCUACAUCAGUGAUACAGGAACAACACCUCCAGAAAGUGGUAUUUUUGGAUUUAUGAUAAACUUCUCUGCAUUUCUUGGUGCAGCCACAAUGUACACAAGAUACAAAAUAGUAGAGAAGCAAAAUCAAACCAGCUAUUUCAGCACGCCUGUUUUUAACCUGGUGUCGCUAGUUCUUGGAUUGGUGGGAUGUAUCGGAAUGGGCAUUGUAGCCAAUUUCCAGGAGUUAGCUGUCCCCCUGGUCCAUGACGGCGGUGCCCUUUUGGCUUUUGUCUGUGGUGUGGUCUACACACUCCUGCAGUCCGUCAUCUCUUACAAAUCGUGUCCCCAGUGGAACAGCCUCUCCACGUGCCACGUGCGGAUGGCCAUCUCUGCCGUUUCCUGCGCAGCUGUGGUCCCCAUGAUCGCCUGUGCUUCACUAAUUUCUAUAACCAAACUGGAAUGGAAUCCAAAAGAAAAGGAUUAUAUAUAUCACGUAGUGAGUGCAAUCUGUGAAUGGACAGUGGCCUUUGGUUUUAUUUUCUACUUCCUAACAUUCAUCCACGAUUUCCAGAGCGUCACCCUAAGGAUAUCCACAGAAAUCAAUGAUGAUAUUUGAAGAAAGAAGAAUUAUAUGUCACUCAGUGAAAGUCACAGGCAAUUUCUGGAAGUGGUACA